UUUUCCAUUGAGCUCACUAUGAGUCAGGAAACAGUUGUAAGUAAUGUCAAAGCUCUCCUGGAUGAAUAUACCACUAUGGAUUAUGUCUUUCCGGCUAUCCUCAUUUUUGGCACUUGUACGAUGUUCUUCUUCAUUCUCUUGGUGAUUUUCGGCAAUGACAAAAUUGAAAAAAUGAAAAAGGCAAAGGCGACUUAG
This is a messenger RNA of Rodentolepis nana, 195 nucleotides long. The record is from the annotation of a GenBank genome assembly. Lineage: Eukaryota; Metazoa; Platyhelminthes; Cestoda; Cyclophyllidea; Hymenolepididae.